Molecule: messenger RNA, 699 nt
Organism: Cygnus olor (mute swan)
Lineage: Eukaryota; Metazoa; Chordata; Aves; Anseriformes; Anatidae
Product: atherin-like
Exons: 2
Coding region: 40-699 (219 amino acids)
Source: RefSeq, a predicted model, not a curated record
AAUAUUAUUGUUCCUUUCACCUAAAGCCCUGGAUCAGAAAUGAAGUUUUUAACUGCUUCCAAAUGUUCUGCAGAACAUCCAGUUCCUUCCCAAGUCUGUUUAUAUUUUUUUAACACUCAUGAAGUGCAGUGUGGCCACUUUGCCCUCUUCUUCUCUCCUCUGUGCAGAAGACUUGGGACGACAUUCCUCACUCUGCCCCAAGCCAGGGCUAGCUCCAGGACUGGAGAUGUUUCCCUCACUGCAGAUGUGUUGCUCUCAGUGCUGCGCUCUCAUCCGGCGGCAUCUGGCCAUCCUGCUGCGGGGUGCGCUGACAGCAGUGCCCCACUCAGUCUUCCUCGUAACAUCUGUAGCAAUGACUCACUGGACACGCUUAUUCCCGAAAAGACAGAAAACUCGGACGUCGGGGACCCGCCGCCUUCCAGGACCCAACCCCUUCCAGGACCCAACUCCCUCAGGCGCCGUCCCUCCCAGCUGCCACCACCGGCCCGCAGCCCGCCCAGGCACGCACCACUCCGCGGGGGGGGGUCACGGGGCGAGCACCGCCGGACGCCUCCGGCGGCUGCAGGGGGGGCUCUAAGGGGGCGCCCCCGCGACGCGCCCCCGCUGUGGUUUGCUCCGUUGCCGGGGCAACGCAUCCAACGGGCGCGGGGAGGGGCGGCUGUGAGGGGAGGCUUUGAGGGGACGCGGAGGGGGCUGUGA